Molecule: messenger RNA, 3488 nt
Organism: Colletes gigas
Lineage: Eukaryota; Metazoa; Arthropoda; Insecta; Hymenoptera; Colletidae
Gene: Iswi
Product: chromatin-remodeling complex ATPase chain Iswi
Exons: 1
Coding region: 143-3175 (1010 amino acids)
Biological process (GO): regulation of transcription by RNA polymerase II; nucleosome organization
Cellular component (GO): nucleus; chromatin
Molecular function (GO): nucleosome binding; ATP hydrolysis activity; ATP-dependent chromatin remodeler activity
Source: RefSeq, a predicted model, not a curated record
UUGUGCGUUCGUGAACGUCAGGGUUGAGACCGGUAUUUAAGAGACAAAUAGUUGUAAUUAAAUCAAGUACGUGUUUACGUGGGCGUUAGUUCGACUAUAAUUUCAUUUACACUCGUAAAGGGUAGUUCUGAAAUUAGGGAAAAUGUCGAAGCCAGACGAAAAUGUAGACACAGGGGACACGGGAGAAAAUUCGAAUGGAUCUUCGGCAGAGACCACGUCGUCUCGUGGUGGUGACUUCGAAACAAAGCUUGAAACUGAUCGAAGUAAGAGAUUCGAUUAUUUACUAAAACAGACUGAAAUAUUCUCCCAUUUUAUGACGAACAAUCAGAAGGAUAAAGCUGGAAGUCCUUUGAAAGUCAAAGCUGGCAGGCCCAGAAAACAACCAGCAGAAGCUCCUGUGAAAGUCGAUCUCAUUGAUCACAGGCACCGUAAGACAGAACAAGAAGAAGACGAGGAGUUAUUAGCAGAGAGUAACGCCAAUGUUGCGACUACAACACGUUUUGAAUCGUCACCACACUACAUUAAAUCUGGUGAGUUACGAGAUUAUCAAAUACGAGGUUUAAAUUGGAUGAUAUCCUUGUACGAACACGGUAUCAAUGGUAUCUUAGCAGAUGAAAUGGGUCUUGGUAAAACUCUACAGACUAUUUCUUUGCUCGGAUAUAUGAAACACUUCAGAAACAUUCCGGGUCCGCAUAUAGUUAUAGUUCCAAAGUCCACUUUGGCUAAUUGGAUGAACGAAUUUAAGAAAUGGUGUCCUACGCUAAGAGCAGUUUGUCUCAUAGGAGACGCAGAAACUAGAAAUACCUUUAUUAGAGAUGUUAUGAUGCCCGGAGAAUGGGAUGUUUGCGUAACAUCUUACGAGAUGGUCAUAAAAGAAAAGUCUGUAUUUAAAAAGUUCAACUGGCGUUAUAUGGUAAUAGAUGAGGCUCAUAGGAUAAAGAAUGAAAAGUCAAAACUAUCAGAGAUACUGCGAGAAUUUAAAACAGCUAAUCGUCUAUUAUUAACUGGAACACCUCUGCAGAAUAACCUCCAUGAAUUGUGGUCCUUGCUCAAUUUUCUAUUGCCAGAUGUGUUUAAUAGUUCAGACGAUUUUGACUCUUGGUUUAAUACCAACAGUUUCUUAGGUGAUAAUUCGUUAGUCGAGAGAUUGCAUGCAGUUCUUCGACCAUUCCUUUUGAGACGUUUAAAAUCUGAAGUUGAGAAAGGUCUUAAACCAAAAAAAGAAAUCAAGGUGUACAUUGGUCUUAGUAAAAUGCAAAGAGAAUGGUACACUAAAGUGCUCAUGAAAGACAUAGACAUAGUUAACGGCGCUGGAAAAAUUGAAAAAAUGAGGCUACAAAAUAUUUUGAUGCAAUUGCGCAAAUGUUGUAACCAUCCAUAUUUGUUUGAUGGCGCAGAACCUGGACCUCCUUAUACAACCGAUGAACAUCUGGUUUAUAAUUGUGGCAAAAUGGUGAUUUUGGACAAAUUAUUGCCAAAAUUGCAACAGCAAGAAUCACGAGUUCUUGUAUUUAGUCAAAUGACGAGAAUGUUGGAUAUUUUAGAAGACUAUUGUCACUGGCGAUGUUUUCAAUACUGUCGUUUAGAUGGUAAUACAGCACACGAGGAUAGGCAACGUCAAAUCAAUGAAUAUAAUGCACCUGGAAGUGAGAAAUUCAUUUUCAUGUUGUCAACUCGUGCUGGAGGUUUAGGUAUAAAUUUAGCAACAGCUGAUGUAGUUAUUAUUUAUGACUCUGAUUGGAAUCCACAGAUGGAUUUGCAAGCAAUGGAUCGGGCUCAUCGUAUAGGUCAACAAAAGCAAGUUCGUGUAUUCAGGUUUAUUACAGAAAAUACUGUAGAAGAAAAGAUUGUUGAGCGUGCCGAAGUUAAAUUGCGUUUAGAUAAGUUAGUUAUCCAACAAGGGCGGUUAGUUGAUGCAAAGCAAACAGCACUGAAUAAAGACGAAAUGCUGAAUAUGAUCAGGCACGGUGCAAACGAAGUAUUUGCAUCUAAAGAUAGUGCUAUCACGGAUGAAGAUAUAGAUACUAUUCUACAAAAGGGCGAAGCGAAAACCGAGGAGAUGAAACAGAAACUUGAAAGUCUGGGAGAAUCGUCGCUGCGUAACUUCACCGUGGACGCACCUACAGAUUCGGUGUAUCAGUUCGAGGGCGAGGACUAUCGUGAAAAACAAAAAAUUCUCGGGCUCGGCAACUGGAUAGAACCGCCAAAACGAGAACGAAAAGCUAAUUAUGCAGUUGACGCUUACUUCAGGGAAGCUCUUAGAGUAUCUGAACCGAAAGCUCCGAAAGCACCCAGACCUCCGAAACAGCCAAUAGUUCAAGACUUCCAGUUCUUCCCGCCACGAUUAUUUGAGUUACUCGAUCAAGAAAUUUAUUACUUCCGUCAAACCGUAGGAUACAAAGUUCCAAAGAAUCCUGAACUUGGGUCCGACGCAGCCAGAAUUCAAAAAGAAGAGCAGCGUAAGAUAGACGAGGCUCAACCGUUGUCCGACGAAGAAAUUGUGGAAAAGGAGAAAUUGCUCACUCAAGGCUUCACGAAUUGGACGAAAAGAGAUUUUAAUCAGUUUAUAAAGGCGAACGAAAAGUACGGUCGUGACGAUAUCGAGAAUAUUGCCAAGGAAGUGGAAGGAAAAACGCCAGAAGAGGUGAUGGAGUACUCUGCAGUUUUUUGGGAACGUUGCCACGAGUUGCAGGACAUUGACAGGGUUAUGGCUCAAAUCGAACGCGGAGAGGCGAAGAUACAAAGACGAGCUGGAAUUAAGAAAGCCUUAGAUGCCAAGAUGGCAAGGUAUCGUGCACCGUUUCAUCAGUUGAGGAUAGCUUACGGGACGAAUAAGGGAAAGAAUUACACCGAAGAAGAGGAUCGUUUCCUUGUGUGCAUGCUACACAAAUUGGGCUUCGAUAAGGAAAAUGUUUACGAGGAGCUACGAGCUACGGUCAGAUCAGCGCCGCAAUUCCGUUUCGAUUGGUUCGUCAAGUCGCGCACGGCUUUGGAAUUGCAACGACGAUGCAAUACUUUGAUUACAUUGAUAGAACGCGAGAACCAAGAACUCGAGGAGCGGGAAAGACAAGAGAGGCGAAAAAAGGGCGGCAGCAUAGGUGCAAAACCAGCGUCCAAGCGAAAACAAGAGAAUUUACCAGCGCCACAGGACAAGCCUCGAAAAAAGAAGAAAUAAACAUCACACUGUGAAACGUUUUUCGACCGUUUUUUCGUUUUUUCGUUUUUUAAAGAGCACGGACUUGACUACAACAAUUCUCUUUAUUCGUUCAUCAUUCAUUUUUCUUCGAGACAUUAACAAUACCAUCGUUCGAGUUCAGGUGAAUAUUCGUCGCAGUUUUAACCUUGUCUCAUUCUCUGCGAAUGAAGUUCUUUAGUACAAUUAUCGUCCUUCCACGAGAAGAAGGCACGGCGUGUUUACAUCCCCAUUCUUGCUGCAGUCCGCUGAUUGGCUGUCACCGAUCUUCGUCACCGUUUUCGACCAAUACCUG